Molecule: messenger RNA, 1319 nt
Organism: Trematomus bernacchii (emerald rockcod)
Lineage: Eukaryota; Metazoa; Chordata; Actinopteri; Perciformes; Nototheniidae
Product: periphilin-1-like
Exons: 1
Coding region: 207-1319 (370 amino acids)
Biological process (GO): negative regulation of gene expression, epigenetic; protein localization to heterochromatin; negative regulation of DNA-templated transcription
Cellular component (GO): nucleoplasm
Source: RefSeq, a predicted model, not a curated record
UCCAUGCUAGGGGUUUGUUUUGGUUCUCCUUUGCAGAUCCACGAAGAAAACUAUUCGAUUGUCGAGUAACUUUUUAAGAUUAAUUGUUUUUUUAGCAAUAGGAUAAAUAUGUAAAACGCACUUGGUGACCAGGAGUAUUAUGAUCAUUAACAGGUCCAUCAUUCUCUACUGUGACAUAUUGUGAAUACCAGACAGCAAACCAAAACAUGGCAUAUCGCAAUGGCCGAAAUACACUUAGAGAGAAAUAUGAAGAGUGCAUUUUAGGAGCGGAUUCGAGAGAGGUGACAGUCCAUCGAGUUGUCAAUAUUGUGGAAAAGGGGAACUCCAUGCCUCGGACAAAUGUGAACUAUGGUUCUAAAAGUUCGAAUUUUUCAAUGUGGAAUGAUUGUCCUCGGAAUUACCAGGACUCAAGAGAAUUUCACGGCGAUGACAGUUACCCACCGAAUGAUCGUCGAUAUUUUGAUGAUAAUUCAAACAACAACAAUUUUCGCAGAAAUGCCUCACCUCCAAGAAAUGAGGACCAUUAUUCCCAGCAGCCCUAUGACAGAGAUGAUUUAAGGCACCAGUUAGCCUCAAGGAGCAAUAGAAGAGGCGCUUCCUAUUUCCGCGGCAGAGGUCGAGGGUCAGGCCCUCCUUUAAGAGAAGACCGUGACGAGUACAGACGCACUCCUCAACCUAAAGGAAUGAAACGGGAACUCUCUCCUGGACGAAGGGAAGCACACCCACCUGUACCUGUCCGCUCGCUAUCUAACACCAGCAGCAGGAGCUUCUCCCCCGACAGGGAGAGGAAUUUAACCUACCAGCAGUCUCUGCAAAAGCAUAAGACCAGUGCGAGCCACACUCCCAGCCCCUCUAUAGAGGGGUCUCCUCACAGCUCUGGAUCUGCAAAGGAAAAAGCUCCUGCAUCUGUAGCGGAGACGGAGGAGUUGGUGGAGGCCAGCGUGGAGGCCAGCGUGGAGGCCAGCGUGGAGGCCAGCGUGGAGGCCAGCGUGGAGGCCAGCGUGGGGGCCAGCGUGGAGCCAAGCGUGGAGCCAAGCGUGGAGCCAAGCGUGGAGCCAAGCGUGGAGCCACAGCCGACACCAGACCAAGACUUCAAGGCUCGCCGGUCGGAGGCCAUUAAGGCUAAGGCUCUGGAAAUUGAGAAGCAUUACAGGCAGGACUGUGAGACAUUUCGCACAGUGGUGAAGAUGUUGGUGGCCAAGGAACCCACCUUGAAUAGUUUGCUACAGGUUCCACUAGAUAAUAAUCUUCUGGAGAUCAAAGAGCGCUGCCUUGAUGCCCUCAGGCACUUUGUGAAGGAGCUGGAUGAGGUAUUAUAG